Molecule: messenger RNA, 1289 nt
Organism: Macrobrachium nipponense
Lineage: Eukaryota; Metazoa; Arthropoda; Malacostraca; Decapoda; Palaemonidae
Product: actin, alpha cardiac muscle 2-like
Exons: 1
Coding region: 1-1134 (377 amino acids)
Source: RefSeq, a predicted model, not a curated record
AUGUGUGAUGACGAAGAGACAGCGGCCCUCGUCUGUGACAAUGGUUCCGGCAUGGUGAAGGCUGGCUUUGCGGGGGACGACGCCCCCAGAGCGGUCUUCCCCUCCAUAGUCGGACGCGCCCGUCACCAGGGCGUGAUGGUCGGUAUGGGCCAGAAGGACGCCUACGUGGGCGACGAGGCCCAGAGUAAGAGAGGCAUCCUCACCCUCAAAUAUCCCAUCGAGCACGGCAUCAUCACUAACUGGGACGACAUGGAAAAGAUCUGGCAUCACACCUUCUACAACGAACUUCGCGUCGCUCCCGAAGAAUCGCCCACCUUGCUCACCGAAGCGCCAUUAAACCCGAAGGCGAAUCGCGAGAAGAUGACCCAGAUCAUGUUCGAGACCUUCGCCAUGCCCGCCAUGUACGUCGCUAUUCAAGCCGUCCUGUCCUUGUACGCUUCCGGGCGCACGACUGGUUUGGUUUGCGAUUCGGGCGACGGAGUGACGCACAACGUCCCCGUAUACGAAGGGUACGCCCUCCCUCACGCCAUUCUUCGACUUGACCUCGCGGGUCGAGAUCUCACUGUGUACCUGAUGAAGAUCAUGACGGAGAGAGGCUACUCCUUCACCACCACCGCCGAGCGCGAGAUCGUCCGUGACAUCAAGGAGAAGCUCUGCUAUAUCGCCCUGGACUUCGAGAGCGAGAUGAACGUCGCUGCUGCUUCCUCCUCCGUUGACAAGUCCUACGAGCUUCCCGAUGGACAGAUCAUCACCAUCGGUAACGAACGCUUCCGCGCUCCCGAGUCCCUAUUCCAGCCAUCAUUCCUGGGAAUGGAAUCCGUCGGCAUUCACGAGACCGUCUACAACUCCAUCAUGAGGUGCGACAUUGAUAUCCGGAAGGACUUAUUCGCAAACACCGUCUUAUCGGGGGGCUCGACCAUGUACCCCGGCAUCGCUGACAGGAUGCAGAAGGAGAUCACUUGUCUGGCGCCGUCGACGAUCAAGAUCAAAAUCAUCGCUCCUCCAGAGCGGAAGUACUCCGUCUGGAUCGGCGGUUCCAUACUGGGCUCGCUCUCCACCUUCCAGUCGAUGUGGGUCACGAAAGAAGAGUAUGAUGAGUCGGGACCAGCCAUCGUGCAUCGUAAAUGCUUCUAGUACAUUGUAUUUUUACAUUGUAUUUUGUAAUGUUUGUAUUUCUUGACAUCGAUAUCAUGAUUCCAUUGUCUUGCUCAUCAUCUCAAAAGCCUUUCUGUUUUGUCUUUCCUUCCGUGGACAUUGUUAUAUUUUAUGCUAACGUUAACUACAUUAUU